Molecule: messenger RNA, 1511 nt
Organism: Phyllostomus hastatus (greater spear-nosed bat)
Lineage: Eukaryota; Metazoa; Chordata; Mammalia; Chiroptera; Phyllostomidae
Gene: PHOX2A
Product: paired like homeobox 2A
Exons: 3
Coding region: 162-1010 (282 amino acids)
Biological process (GO): regulation of transcription by RNA polymerase II
Molecular function (GO): RNA polymerase II transcription regulatory region sequence-specific DNA binding; DNA-binding transcription factor activity, RNA polymerase II-specific
Source: RefSeq, a predicted model, not a curated record
UGGAACGCGGCUGCGACGGGGCGGGCAGACUCGCGGGCGCUCAGAGCCGGACUCAGGUCCUGGGCGUCCGGCGUUCGAACCCCCAUCUCGACCCGCAUCUGGUCCGGGACCACGACCCCGACCCGGCCCAGCCCGGCCCCCUGUCCUCGCCCCCCGGGCCGAUGGACUACUCCUACCUCAAUUCGUACGACUCGUGCGUGGCGGCCAUGGAGGCGUCCGCCUACGGCGACUUCGGCGCCUGCAGCCAGCCCGGCGGCUUCCAAUACAGCCCCCUGCGGCCUGCCUUCCCCACGGCCGGGCCUCCCUGCCCCGCUCUCGGCUCCUCCAACUGCGCGCUUGGCGCUCUACGAGACCACCAGCCCGCGCCCUACUCGGCAGUGCCCUACAAGUUCUUCCCGGAACCGUCGGGCCUGCACGAGAAGCGCAAGCAGCGGCGCAUCCGCACCACGUUCACGAGCGCGCAGCUCAAGGAGCUGGAGCGUGUCUUCGCAGAAACUCACUACCCGGACAUUUAUACGCGGGAAGAGCUGGCGCUUAAGAUCGACCUCACUGAGGCUCGCGUGCAGGUUUGGUUCCAGAACCGCCGGGCCAAGUUCCGAAAACAGGAGCGAGCGGCCAGCGCCAAGGGUGCGGCGGGCGCGGCGGGCGCCAAAAAGGGCGAGGCGCGCUGCUCGUCCGAGGACGACGACUCCAAGGAGUCCACGUGCAGCCCCACGCCCGACAGCACCGCGUCCUUGCCGCCGCCCUCCGCGCCGGGCCUGGCCAGCCCGCGCCUGAGCCCCAGCCCGCUGCCCGCCGCCCUGGGCUCCGGGCCCGGCCCGGGCCCCGGGCCCCAGCCGCUCAAGGGCCCCCUGUGGGCCGGCGUGGCAGGCGGCGGGGGCGGCGGGCCGGGGGCGGCGGAGCUGCUUAAGGCCUGGCAGCCAGCGGAGCCGGGGCCCGGGCCCUUCUCCGGCGUCCUGUCCUCCUUUCACCGGAAGCCGGGCCCCACCCUGAAGACCAAUCUCUUCUAGCUGCUGGACUCCGGAGGCUCCGGGCUUGGCCCCAGAGAUGCCCCUGCCCCUCCAGGACCAGACCGGGUCCCUCCCCACCCCGGCCGCCUGCCUGGAAGGCCCCGUCCCUCCCCACCUCCCGCCGUGUCUGACCCCUGCGUGUGCCCUCCCCAGGUUUGGAGACCAAGUCAGGGCCACUUGUGUCCUCGCCACCCCCCCCCCCCCCCGCCCCACACGGUGGGGUGCUUUCACUGGGAACCCGUCCCCCAGGACAAGCCCGGAAACCCUUCUAGCGCGUCUUUCUUUGGAACCGGGAUCGCGCCACUGCCAGUCCCUAACAGAGCUCGAACGAGAGGGUCCUCGAGGAGGUGCAGCGGGCCCUCCCCUCACCAGGCUCGGCCACUUCUCACCUUGGUGACCAGCUGGUUGCCUGGGCCCCUCAGGCCCACCCAGGCAAGGGAAGCCAGGAUAGCCAGCAGCCCGAAGGACCCCACCAAUUUACCCCUCUGCUUCCUCCCACCU